GAUUUCUCAAGCGCACCGAAUUCGUUUCCCAAAUCUUGUUCUUUCUCUCUUCGUUUCCAUCUUCUUCUAGUGCUCCAUCUUGGAUCUCGCCGGAGCGAGAAGGGGAGGGCUACUGCUGCGAUGGGAGUUCCCGCAUUCUACCGGUGGCUUGCCGAUCGGUACCCGCUUUCGAUCGCCGACGUUAUCGAGGAGGAGCCGCCGAGAGGCGCCGCCACCGUGGAUGCGUCCCGGCCCAACCCUAAUGGCAUGGAGUUUGACAAUCUAUACUUGGAUAUGAACGGCAUCAUACACCCGUGCUUCCACCCCGAUGGAAGGUCUCCACCUACCACUUAUGAUGAUGUAUUCCGGUCCAUCUUUGAUUACAUUGAUCAUCUCUUUGGUCUUGUACGUCCUAGAAAGCUGUUGUAUAUGGCUAUAGAUGGUGUUGCUCCUAGAGCUAAAAUGAACCAGCAACGUUCUCGGCGAUUCAGGGCAGCAAAAGAUGCUGCCGAGGCUGCAGCUGAAGAGGAACGGUUAAGGAAGGAGUUUGAAGAUGAAGGAAGAAAUUUGUCUAUUUCAGAGAAACCUGAAACACUGGACUCAAAUGUUAUAACUCCAGGGACUGGAUUCAUGGGUGCAUUAUCAGUUGCCCUCCAGUAUUACAUACAUCUGAGACUGAACAAUACCCCUGGCUGGCAGUCUAUUAAGGUUAUACUGUCCGACUCAAAUGUCCCUGGUGAAGGAGAACACAAAAUCAUGUCCUACAUCCGGUUGCAGCGCAAUCUUCCUGGCUUUAAUCCAAAUACACGGCAUUGUCUCUAUGGAUUGGAUGCAGAUUUAAUUAUGCUGGCUUUGGCGACACAUGAGGUUCACUUCUCAAUUUUAAGGGAGGUUAUCUCGAUGCCAGGGCAACAGGAGAAGUGUUUUCAAUGUGGUCAAAUAGGGCAUCUUGCAGCUGAAUGUAGAGGUAAUUCUGAUGCACGAGGCCCUGAGUUUCAUGAUAAGGAUGAGACCCCAAUUUACAAAAAGAAAUACCAGUUUCUGAAUAUCUGGGUUUUGCGAGAAUACUUGGAGAAUGAUUUGAGAAUUCCUGAUCCUCCAUCUGAGAUAAACUUUGAAAGGCUCGUGGAUGACUUUGUAUUCCUUUGCUUUUUUGUUGGAAAUGACUUUCUUCCUCACAUGCCUACUUUGGAAAUUCGUGAGGGUGCUAUUACGCUACUGAUGUUUGUCUACAAGAACGAGUUUACCGCUAUGGGUGGUUACUUGACGGAGGCUGGUGAGGUUUCAUUGGAGAGGACAGAGCACUUUAUACAGUCAGUUGCGGUUUAUGAGGAACAAAUAUUUCAAAAGCGGGCCCGGAUUCAACAGGCCAUUGAGAACAAUGAGGAGUUUAGACUUAAAAUGCGGAGAGAGAAUUCUGAGGGUCUUCCAUCUGUGUCUACAGACAAGGUAAAAUUAGGCCAACCUGGAUACAAGGAAAGGUACUAUGCUGAGAAGUUUGAUGUAGAAGAGCCUAAGUCCAUUGAUGAUAUCAAGAAAGAUGUCGUUCAAAAGUAUGUAGAAGGCCUGUGCUGGAUCAUGCGAUAUUACUACCAGGGUGUCUGCUCUUGGCAAUGGUUCUACCCAUAUCAUUAUGCUCCGUUUGCAUCUGAUCUCAAAGGUCUGGCUGAUAUGGAAAUCUUUUUUUUUCUUGGACAACCAUUUAAACCAUUUGACCAGCUAAUGGGAACUUUACCUGCUGCCAGCUCAAGCGCCUUGCCCGAGCAUUACAGGGUUCUUAUGACUGAUCCAGAAUCUCCUUUAAGUUCCUUUUAUCCAAAAGAUUUUGAAAUUGAUAUGAAUGGGAAGCGGUUUGCAUGGCAGGGUGUCGUAAAACUGCCAUUCAUUGAUGAGAGACGUUUACUUGCUGAAACGAUGAAGCUUGAAGACACUCUAACUGAAGAGGAAAAGUAUCGGAACAGAAGGAUGUCUGAUAUAAUUUAUGUCAAUCGAAAUCAUCGUUUGGCUGAGCAAAUUUUUGCACUAUAUCACAUGUGUUCGCAACUUCCGUUUGAAGAACGAUUCAUUUGUAUUCCUAUUGAUGCUAAUCUUAGUGGUGGGAUGAAUGGUUUUCUUUCAUUGUCUGAGAGAAACUUUUUCAGCACGUCAAUACUUGCUCCAGUUAAAGGUUUGAAAAAUGUUGACCACAACCAAGUCUGGAAUGCGACUUAUCUUAAUCCUCCACAUCACGAACACAUUCCAGAACCACCUGAAGGUGUGGUCGUGCCCAAAAAGGUUCUUAAACCUUAUGACAUCAAGCCCUUCCCAGUGCUCUGGCAUGAGGACAAUAGCAGCCGGCGCCAGCAAACCAGAGAUAGGGCACAAGUAUAUGGAGCUAUAUCUGGUCCCCAGUUAGGAGAAGCAGCUCAUCGCCUACUAAAAAACACAUUACAAAUCAAAUCCAGCAGUCGACCUGGCUUGCUAGAGGCACCACAGUGGGACUCACCGUCCUCAUAUAAGCAGAGGCCUGCUGGGCCUGUAGGAUAUGAAGGGGGCUUCAUCCCGGAAACAAACCACUAUCACCACUCAAACCAUUAUUCCCGUGGAUCCUCGAGUUCCAGACCAUUUCCGUACAAUUCUGACAACCAUAACAGUAGUCGGCAGCAUUACAGAGCAGAGAGGCCACCGUAUCCACAAGACCAUUCCUAUGAAUUGAGAACCAGAACCUCCAAUUUGACUCUUGAUGAUGGACCUAAAGUCCAGCCACAUGAGUUGGCCCCCAGUGUUGGUUUUUGGCAAAACCAGCAGCCACCUCUUCAGAACUCAAGACCUCCCCCGCCGUUUCCGCCUAUGAACUGGAUUGACAGGCAGCCUUACCGAGGAGGAUUCAAUGGUGGUCCCAGGCACCCAGUGAUGGCUCCGAGGGGUGUGUUUGAUAAACAACAACAGCAGGCCACUAAGGUGUACCGAAUCAGAUCACCCUCACCGCCUGUCGACCCUUAAAACUAAAACAAGCCAGCAGUGACUUUAAUGUAUCCUUCUCUUCUUUCAUGCUUCUUAUUUGUACUUACUAGUGCUCUAUUAUCAGUCAUGUCUUAGCAGAGCAGGACCAUAUAAAUAGUUUGUAGAACUCAGGUAUAGAUGUAUGUUUUUAUUCUAAUGUUUUUAUACUUCAUUGCUUAAUUGAGUGUGGAUUGUUGAGAAUUUGGGAAGUACAAUUUAAGUCAGACAGAUGGAGACUAAAAAAAAAA
This is a messenger RNA of Dioscorea cayenensis subsp. rotundata (Guinea yam), 3209 nucleotides long. Its product is annotated as 5'-3' exoribonuclease 4-like. Gene Ontology annotation, molecular function: RNA binding; zinc ion binding; 5'-3' RNA exonuclease activity. The record is from RefSeq and is a predicted model, not a curated record. Bases 121 to 2961 code for a protein of 946 amino acids. The transcript is spliced from 22 exons. Lineage: Eukaryota; Viridiplantae; Streptophyta; Magnoliopsida; Dioscoreales; Dioscoreaceae. Gene Ontology annotation, biological process: nuclear-transcribed mRNA catabolic process. Gene Ontology annotation, cellular component: nucleus.